This is a messenger RNA of Arachis stenosperma, 1428 nucleotides long. RefSeq names its product benzyl alcohol O-benzoyltransferase-like. The coding region runs from base 1 to 1428 and encodes 475 amino acids. Gene Ontology annotation, molecular function: acyltransferase activity, transferring groups other than amino-acyl groups. NCBI's taxonomy places the organism in Eukaryota, Viridiplantae, Streptophyta, Magnoliopsida, Fabales, Fabaceae. The record is from RefSeq and is a predicted model, not a curated record. The transcript is spliced from 3 exons.
AUGGUUUCAUCAUCAUCUCCCUCUGUAGUGUUUACAGUGAAAUGGUGCGAACCAGAGCUAGUGGCUCCGGCCUCGCCCACUCCCCAUGAAGUUAAACAACUAUCAGACAUAGAUGAUCAAGAAGGGCUACGUUACCAACUUCCAAUCAUAAAUAUAUAUCGUCACAAUCCAUCAAUAGAAGGAAAAGACCCAGUAAAGGUGAUAAGAGAUGCACUCUCAAGAACACUUGUGUUUUACUACCCGUUUGCCGGUAGGCUUAGGGAGGGUCAUGGCGGCAAGUUGAUGGUUGAUUGCACUGCAGAGGGUGUAUUGUUCAUUGAGGCCGAUGCUGACGUGCCACUUGAUCAACUUGGUGAAGCUCUUCAACCUCCAUUCCCUUGCUAUAAGGAAUUGCUUUACAAUGUUCCUGGCUCAGAUGGAAUUGUCCGCUGUCCCAUUUUACUCUUACAGGUCACACGCUUUAAGUGCGGUGGUUUUUCUGUUGGCAUACGGGUGAACCACACGAUGGUAGAUGCAACUGGUAUUGUGCAAUUCAUGAACGCCAUGGCUGAGAUCUCUCGAGGCUCUCAUCAACCUUCCAUUCUACCCGUUUGGUGUAGGGAGCUUCUAACUGCAAGAGACCCGCCACGCAUCACAUGCAACCAUCGAGAAUUUGAGGAAGCAAAAGAUAUUAAGGAAUGGGAAACCAUUAUUGAUGACAAAAACAUGAUUAAACGAAAUUUCUUCUUUGGACCCACUGAAAUAGCUUCUCUUCGCUGCUUGACUCUAAAUCAAUCCGCUGAACAUACUGGAUUUGAGCUUAUCACUGCAUGUCUCUGGUAUUGUCUUGUAAAAGCGUUGCAACUACCACCAGAAAAAGAAGUUCGAAUGUAUUGUGUCGUCAAUGCUCGUGCUAGAUUUAACCCUCCCAUGCCAAUCGGUUAUUAUGGAAACGUUAUAUCGUUUCCGGCGGCGGUCACCACCGUAGAGAAGCUCUGUGAAAAUCCAUUUGAAUAUAUUGUGAAGUUAAUAAAAAAAGCGAAAGCCGAGCCAACAGAAGAAUACAUGCAUUCUUUAGCAGAUUUAAUGGUGAUUAAGGGACGACCUUUGACUACAAGAGCAUGGUCUUUUCUUGUGUCAAAGGUGACACGUAUUGGGUUUAGAAAAGUGGAUUUUGGGUGGGGCAAUGCAGUGUAUGGUGGGAUAAGUGGCGACAAGAUUUUUGGAGAACUUACUCUCAUGGAUUGUGAGAAUGCAAAUGGAGAAGAAAGUGUUGUAGUUCCACUUUACUUGCCUGCCAAUGCUAUGAAGAGGUUUGCAAAAGAAAUGGAUGAUUUGCUUCGGAUCCCAAAUCAACCUACAAUGAGUGGCCAAAACAAAGCCUGUUCUUCAAUGGUAACAAAACCUAUCCAAUCUGUGAUGGAUGAAGAGGAAGAGAUCCCAGAAUGA